UCAAGUUACAAAUUUGGUAAAUAAUCAUUGAAAUUUCGUACAUCUCGAAAAAAAAGUCAUGGCUGUGCAUUGGGACUUGAUAUUUAGUAAUUUAUCGGAUCGAAUCGACGAUUUGGAAAAGGAAGUAUCAGAACGACUACCCGAAAUGUGUGCUGUCGAGGCGAAGGUAUCGUACAAUAAUCUUAUAUCCGUUUACAAGGAAAUGGUUGAAUACGAAACUCAAGCAAAGACAAUCGCUGAUACCGAUAGAUAUUAUCUGAUCAAUCAGCUAUUUGCUAAUCGAAAAACCCACUUGAGGGUGUUCAAGCUUAAACUAAAACUGGCGAAAAUUUUCUCUUCGGACGAAUCCAUACUACCGACUGAAACCGACACGAAUCUAGAUAUUCAAUCCAAUCCAACAAAACAGCCAACAACAGAAUCUAAAAUCAACAAUGAUCAGUCUCUUCAUCAAUCAACGAAGACUGAUUCGAAAAAUACUACAGUAUCGUUAUCUAAACAAUCGACGAAACCCGAGCCACUUCAUCCUGAACAAAUCGAAUCAUCGAAAUUAAAAACCGAUCUUCAAGAGACAAAUCUCAAACGUAAACUCGCCAAUCUUGAAGAAUUGUACAAUCGCUUGUUCGGAUGCCUAUGUUGGGUUAGAACAGUUUUUGAGGAGUUCCCCACACGUAGGCAACAAGAAGACAUGAUCGGAAAAAUCACCCAAGAAAUUUGUUAUUAUCAAGAGGAGCUGGAAAAAAUCAUGCAACCAUGAAACUUUUAUCGAUAAGGUAUCGGUGAAAUCCAGCUCCACCUCUCUUCAUCAUCGUAAAGAAAAACCUUAAAACAUCCAAAAUAAAAUCUUUCAUUUUCAAUAUAAAAAUAUAUUAGGUAUACCUUCUAUGAUUAAGUGGUCCAACUCGAAACACUCCCAUCGGUUUUUUUAUAAUUUAAAAUUUUCAAACAUUUACUUUACUCUUUACUGUCACUUAUCAGUGAUGUAUUCGAAGAUUAAGGGAGGGGAUUUUGCAUUUAUUACUCUUAAAAUAUGAUUAUCUACCUACAUAUUAUAAUAUUAUAAUUAUAUCUACAGUACCUA
Messenger RNA from Planococcus citri (citrus mealybug), 1078 nucleotides. RefSeq lists its product as uncharacterized. The coding region runs from base 59 to 754 and encodes 231 amino acids. The record is from RefSeq and is a predicted model, not a curated record. Lineage: Eukaryota; Metazoa; Arthropoda; Insecta; Hemiptera; Pseudococcidae. The transcript is spliced from 2 exons.